AUGGAAACACAAACGGACACUCGUCCUCAGAAAAAUACCCUUGGGCUGCCAAUGGUGGCCGCGGAAUGCGCUUAUGCGCCUUGGCUUAAGACAAACAAGACAAUCACGCCUCAAGAAGGCUCCGAGAUGCUUCUGGUGCAGCUGAUGGAUAUGCGGGACCACGAUGAAGGCAGCAAACCUGCCAGGAUGACAAAAAAGGUUGUGUAUUUUGGAGAUAAUUCGAUUUGGUCUUAUAGCCUCCAAAACGCUCGGAACACCAAGUCAAGAUGUCCUGCAAGUCCACAGUCUCUCAGCGCACAAUCGGUGGACAGCAAUAUCCACUACAAAGUGCCUGAGACACUGGAAUCUCAGCCUCAAGAUGUUCCAGAGGACGAUCUCGGUUUGACGCAGGAGGAGAAUCAUUUACUGCAAAAGAAAGGGGCUUUCUGUCUGCCACCUCUCAACAUUCAAAAGAAACUCCUCGACGCAUAUUUUUCAUGGUUGUAUCCAUUACAGCCUAUCCUCGAUAAGGAACAGUUUCUUUGCGAUUUUCGAUCUGGUCAAGUACCUAUCAUUCUUCUUCAAGCACUGCUGUUUGCCGCCACGACCUGCUGCGACGAGAGUGUUAUCUUAGAAUAUUGGCCAAGUCGCCGAUCUGCUCAAGCAGCUUUGCAUAAGCGGGUCAGGGCUCUUUAUGAUGCGGAUCAUGAACAAAACCGUGUUACUAUAGUUCAAGUUCUCUUUCUGAUGUGCUUCUGGUGGGGCAGUCCUACGGACAACAAAGACUUCAGCCACUGGCUGGCGGCAUCUAUACAUCUAGCGCAAAUGAUGGGCAUGCACCGAUCGUAUGAUCAGAUCCACGGGUUGACGAAGUGUAUACUGACAUCCCAUAGCACGAAGCACUCUCACUUGUCCAUCAAAGACAGGAAACUGUGGAAACGCAUCUGGUGGACUUUAUAUGUUCGGGAUCAUUUCGACGCUGCGUCAGUUGGGCGGCCUAUGAUGAUCAACGACGACGACUGUGAUAUCGAACCGUUGCGAGAGACCGAUUUCGAACUUGGAACGGACGGCAAGCCACUAUCAGGGGCUGGCUACUGCAUUGAAAUGGCGAAACUAGCCACUCUUAGUAUGUCGCCGCUUCUCUUACACUAA
This is a messenger RNA of Exophiala aquamarina CBS 119918, 1131 nucleotides long. RefSeq lists its product as uncharacterized. The coding region runs from base 1 to 1131 and encodes 376 amino acids. Lineage: Eukaryota; Fungi; Ascomycota; Eurotiomycetes; Chaetothyriales; Herpotrichiellaceae. The transcript is spliced from 2 exons. Gene Ontology annotation, biological process: DNA-templated transcription. Gene Ontology annotation, molecular function: zinc ion binding; DNA binding. The record is from RefSeq and is a predicted model, not a curated record.